Molecule: messenger RNA, 4037 nt
Organism: Schistosoma curassoni
Lineage: Eukaryota; Metazoa; Platyhelminthes; Trematoda; Strigeidida; Schistosomatidae
Source: the annotation of a GenBank genome assembly
AGCCGCGUCAAGCAAUAGUAACGCUACGUCACGUUUACGUUCAUGAUUUUUGGCGAGCGAUUCUCCAGAGAUCGAUGUGAUUUGAUUGAUAACUGUCCACAGGAAUUAUGAACUCAUUAGGUCUACAGACGUAUGUGGAAUUGUUCCAUUUUCCAUCAUUGGCUCAGUCGAAUGUUUUCAACCUAACUUUUUUGAAGUCUGAUGCUGCAAAACGAUCAAAAACUAGUCGAAAAACGUACGACAUACUGGUCGCAUUUUUCCGUCCAGUAAGCGAUCCACUAGCCAGCAAAUAUUCCUUUAGUAUACACCAUUUCGAUGUAGAAGACAAAAUUAUUCAGCCACUAACUAAAACCAUUGAUUUUGCCUAUUUACCAGGUGCCUCAGACAUAGUUUGCAUUAGUGCAUUACAUGACGAAAUAACUGACGAAUACUUCGUUGCUAUUGGCUUUGUAAAGGAAGGCGAAAAAGGAUACCUUAAUAUAUACAGAUCUAAGUCAGAAGAAAAGCUAUCGGAAAAUUGCUUGAGUUAUUCCAAGUUACCUUGUGUUCCUCUUCAUUUGACUCAUGCACACUGUCUCAUCAAAGAUGAACAUCAGUGGGCAUUCUUUUUGUCUUAUGGUGAACCUUUUAGCGAAACUUCCAGUCAACACAAGCCUUCCAAUCAACCACAAGUCAAAAUAUUUUCCAAACUUGUUGAUACUAAUGUUUUUGAACAAGUUGAAAUUGAUCAAGAUACAAAAAACUCUGAAUUAAAUCAGUCUCAAACCUGUCAUUCUAGUGCAGCUUAUGGUGAACUAUCAUUUAAUAUUGCUGUAGUACUUUUCCCAGAGCUAACAAAAUUGCCAACAACACUAAUUUUCUUACAUAUGGAUUUUAAAAUUAUAAAUAAUAUACGGUUUUCAGCAUUCGGCUCACAAGAUGGGUGGUUUGGUUUAUUCGCUGUGGACAUGAAAUCUCGUAGAACUAUACGACAUUUCUAUUUAUCUCAUGAAUCACCAAUCACAUCCAUUAAAAUAUUUCAACAGUUUAAUGGGUUUGAUUCGGCUUCAGAAGAAGUGAUCAAAGAUAAUGAAAGUAAUUUAUUUAUUUAUUCUUUAAAACUUGACUGGUUAUAUUGUCAUAUAAUAAUGAUCAUCUUAUCUAGUGUUAUAUUUUUAGUACAAUAUGGAAUUCCCAGCAUAAAAUAUUCCAACAAACUAUUGAUUCUGUACUUACAUUGAAGAUAUACAGCAGGACCGCCACUGGCUUCUAUUUUGAGCCAAGUCUGAUAACAUCUUAAGCCACUGUGUUGUACUCCAACCAGGGAGUUGUGUGAAGGACUAUCAGAUGCUAGUCCUGUACAGCAUUCUUUCAUGCCAUCACACCAUGUCAUACACUAAUCCGGCAAAUAAUGCACGGUGUGGAAUUCGCUGCGAAGACCUUCGUAAGACAUUCAAGCUACCGAAGUCGGUGUUUCAAGAUUGAAUCGAAUUAUCGUCACUGUGCCUGAACACACAAUAUCGAACCUCUGCAUUACUAACAUGGUGUUACCAGUGUAUGUUAGCAAUCCUUCGGAGACAACAAGGAUCAAACACAGAGGGUCGUCUGACGUCCUCAACUCGGAGAGAUCAGGUUUCAUAAGCAUAGAGCGAGACUGCUCCCAUCGACGCGUUGGAGGUCCGACCUUUCACAGCCAGAACAUCACGAAAGCGCUAGAGAUGGCCCAGAUUGGCAUAAGCCGCUCUGGCUUACACUAUAUGUGAAUUGAUCUCACCACUCAAACCAUCAGCAGCACUUAUGCAGCUAUCCUGAUACACGAAUUUCUCGAUUACUUUUAUUUGCUCACUACUCAAGGUGAGUGCAGGAUCAGGGUCCUACAAGUCGUGUAAAAGUACUUUGGACUUAGAAGGUGCAGAGCAUACUCAACUUAUAUAAUUUCUCAAGUUUAUCAUUCCGGGUUAUAAAAUUAAUUGUCACGAACCUUAGAUGAUAUUUUAAGCUAAAUGGGUUGGUGGUUUAUUGUUUAAGAGGUUGAAAUUUCAGUCAUAAAUUGCGAGUUCGAACCCCUCCUCACAACUGGAUAGUAUUACUAGUGCUUACCGACUGUGCCUCAAAGCCAUGUGUACAAUUCUGUAACUGAUAAUGAUUUACUAAUAAAUUAUAACAAUACAUUAGCAAAAUGAUAUCGAUAACCGCUUAACCGGAAACCACAAACUGCUUGAGAAUCCAUUCAUCAAUAAAAAUAUGGUAAUUUUAGUCUCAUUUUUAUAUUCAUUUUACACUGAUGUUAUCAUCUAUUAAUUUCUUAAAUUUCCUACAUCUGUAACUUAUUUAUGUCAGUCUCUUUCUCCCUUCAUUGAUUUCAUAUCAGAUGUGUCUAUUCUCAAGAAAGAUGUUAACUGUUUAGUGUGUUCAGCUUUCGAACCAACUGUUGUUUAUUGUAAUAUCUUCAAAAAUAAUGGCUUCAGUGUACAAAAUCAGUUAAUUUUACCAUUUAGCACAGAUUUUGAUCAUGUCAAUUGUGCUUCAGUCGAUGAUUUUAAUUUGGAUGGUAAAACGGAAAUUAUACUUGGAACAUUUGGACAACGAUUACUUUAUUAUGAAUGGGAGUUGAAUAAUACAGAUCCAAAAAAUGGACAAUUCAUAUUAAAAUUUCAACGUUCACUUCCUGGUCCAGUAUUUUGUAUAUCUCCUGCUUUAGAUCUAAUCGGUGAAGGUCCUCUAUCAUUAGCAGUUCUAACUAGUCGUGGACUACAUAUAUUUCAACAUGAUACAUAUUGUUUAAUCAAAGAAAUUCAUCAUAGAUUAGACAAUCAUUCACCUUUAAUAAUUAAUUUGUAAAUUACUUUUUUAUUAUUUGUGAUUAUUUGCUUAUAUAUAUAUAUAACGGCCGUUUCGUUCUAGUAUGGGACUCCUCAGUAAUUCUCAUGCACGACCUCGCAUGCGGGACUCGAACCUGAAAAGUCCCAUACUAGGACGGAACGGCCGCCCUGUGCAUCCAGGUUUUCAUUGUGAAAAUUAGAACAACACAUGUAAUCAAACAAUUGCUUUCUAUUAGAUCAUCAUUAAGCUUUACUGUAAUAUACAUGAAUAUUUUUAUGAAAUUGUUAAACUAAUCAAGGCAAUUUGAGUCAAUAAUCACAAUAAAAAAGGGGUUAAAUGUGUACAGAACAAAUUCGUGAACCCCCUAUCCCUUGCAUGGCCAGUUGUAAUUUAACAAACGACAUUAUUUUAUUUUAUUUUUGUUAUCAUUAACAUAAUUUUCACAUUUGGUAUUUGAUUGUAAUUUUCCGCCUCUUUCCGUUUGUAUUCUUCACUAUCUAAUUAUUUACAUACUUCUUAUUACGUAAUGGUUUUAGUGUUUUGUGAUGACUAUUCCAAGUCUAUUUACCCACGUUUGACCUUCUAUUUCCAACGUUUAACUAUUGAUAAGACUUUUGUCAUCGUAUUUUAUUAUUCUUACUACUAUCAGUACACCUAUCUUUCUGUUAUCAACUUGUACUUUUACCUAUUAUGCUUGGUGACUUAUUCUAUUUCAUCGUGAUUUUUGACCUUAAUUACCUUGGUUGAUUUAACAUUUCCGUAUGAAUAUUCAUGUAUAUUACAAUAAAGCCUGGUGACGAUCUAAUUGAAAACAAUUGUUCGCUUAUAUGUGUUCUAUAUAUAUACUGCUACCCUGUUCGAGUUUCGAUUCAUCUAGACUUAGCUUUUUUUUGAGCAUCACUGAAUUUCCAGUUUGGUGGCUAAACCUCGUAUGGCAAUCCGUUGCAAUCUACUGAAAAACUGAUUUCACAUUUGUACAUUUCUUAAUUGUUCAUUUAAUUUUUUUUUGUCAACUCCUAUUUUUAAGUAAUUCAACUAAAGAAAAAAGAUUUUGAGUAGAAAAAUCUAAAAAGGAAAACAUUUUAACUGUUGUAUUUCCAUUGUUUUUGUAAAUAGUCAAUACCACCUCCAAUUUACCUUUGUCCAUAGACUUUAAAACAUUUACUAAAUCCUAAUAUUGUGAAGUUAUAUAAUCAUUUCUUUCUGGAUAAAUAAAUAACAUCUCUCUUUUCUAU